CUAUCCUUGCCACAAAACGUUUAUCCCAUCUAGAGUGAGAGAGAGGAAGAGAUAAUGAGGUCGGCAAAUUACGCUUCGGCUUUGGUGUGUGCUAUGGCCUUGGCCAUGGCCUGCACCACCCUCGCGCAGAACUCCCCCCAAGACUUCGUGGACGCCCACAACUCGGCCCGGGCGGCCGUCGGCGUUGGCCCCGUGUCGUGGGACGACAACGUCGCCGCGUACGCGCAGAACUACGCCAACCAGCGCAUCGGCGACUGCCAGCUCGUGCACUCCGGCGGGCCUUACGGGGAGAACCUCUUCGGGGGCAGCAGCACGGAAUUCACCGGAAUCGACGCCGUCAACAGCUGGGUCGACGAGAAGCAGUACUACGACUACGACAGCAACUCGUGCGCUGACGGCCAGGUCUGCGGCCACUACACGCAGGUGGUGUGGCAGGACUCGACGGCCAUCGGCUGUGCUCGGGUGCAGUGCGACAACGGCGGCAUCUUUAUCAUCUGCAACUACAACCCAGCGGGCAACAUCGUGGGGGAGCGCCCUUACUGAGAUCACCAUAUCUUCUUCCCUGUAACAUUGUUGAGGGAAGCUAUAGCUACGAGCAUGCAUGUGAAAUAAAGCCCCGAGUCUGUCUGCCGUGUUCUGUAAGAACAUGGUGCAUGAAUACGUAGGCAAUUAAUGUACUGAGACAUGCAUGGUUAUAUUAUUUCACUGAUUAGUUCAUGUC
Musa acuminata subsp. malaccensis (wild Malaysian banana) is the source of this 721-nucleotide messenger RNA. Its product is annotated as pathogenesis-related protein 1-like. The record is from RefSeq and is a predicted model, not a curated record. Lineage: Eukaryota; Viridiplantae; Streptophyta; Magnoliopsida; Zingiberales; Musaceae. Gene Ontology annotation, cellular component: extracellular region.